This is a messenger RNA of Pundamilia nyererei, 1884 nucleotides long. RefSeq names its product dual specificity protein phosphatase 26-like. Bases 257 to 862 code for a protein of 201 amino acids. NCBI's taxonomy places the organism in Eukaryota, Metazoa, Chordata, Actinopteri, Cichliformes, Cichlidae. Gene Ontology annotation, molecular function: protein tyrosine/serine/threonine phosphatase activity; MAP kinase phosphatase activity. Gene Ontology annotation, biological process: protein dephosphorylation; negative regulation of MAPK cascade. Gene Ontology annotation, cellular component: cytoplasm. The transcript is spliced from 3 exons. The record is from RefSeq and is a predicted model, not a curated record.
AAGUGCAGUCUAAUUUAAUUCAAGGGUCAAAUGGCCUGACAACACACAGGACACCCUCCGGUGAGUGAAUCUGAGCCAAACAAGCCUGCUCCACUUGAGUCACUGGUUACAGACGACCAACUGUGGAAUAGUCUGUUUGCAGUUUUCUUCAUCAGCGAAGCUGUAAAAGGUAGUCUCGGCAAACUCUUCCAUAACCUUUUCACCUUUUAAACUUUUUGCCUACCCUUAACAAACCAUUACAAAAGAUAAAAUUGCCAUGUCGACAGAAAAAGCGAUGUCCUAUACAUCAAAACUUCCUGUGUGGUGGAAUGCAGAGCCGCCUCUGCGGAAAUUGGAAAUUGACCUGAGUUCACCUGGAUUAGCUGUGUUUGAGUUGGAAAAACUCUUGUAUACUGGCAAAGCCAUAAUCAGUCAUGCAGAUGAAGUGUGGCCUAGGCUGUACAUUGGUGACCAACACAGUGCAGAGAACCAGGCUGAUUUGUACAAGAAUCACAUCACUCACAUCCUGAACGCAGCUCACAGUAAUCGUAAGGGACAACCAGAUAUCUAUGAGGGAAUGAAGAUCACCUACAUGGGCGUAGAGGCUCAUGACUCCUGUAACUAUGACAUGAGUGUCAACUUCCAGGCAGCAGCAGACUUUAUCCAUAGAGGUCUGAGCAGAGGAGGCAAAGUGCUGGUCCACUGUCAUGUAGGAGUGAGCCGCUCUGCCACCCUGGUCCUGGCUUACCUGAUGCUGAAGCAGAACCUCACUCUCGUCGAGGCUAUUUGUGCUGUGAAAGAGAGCCGUGGUGUGAUUCCUAACCGAGGUUUCCUUCGACAGCUCAUCAAACUGGACGAGCAGCUCUUUGGCAAACAUCGCUGAAACCCAUCUAACAGCAUUACUAGUCACCUUUCACGGGUCCAGAAGAUUAAUCUUUAAUGUCAAGAUGAUGUGUUGCAUGAAAGAUUUCUUGCGUUUUACUUUGGGGUCUUACAGCAUGUGAUCCUUUCUUUGGUCUUCAUUGUUAUGAACGUUAAGAUAAAAACAUUACAUUUGUACAUGUUAAAUGGACUGAUGUUUUACAAGAUGUUUAGCAGUCAGCUUAAUUUACAUAAAUAUUGUGGAAAAGUUUUGAGCCACCACCGAUUUCUUUAUAUGCCGCUUUCGAGGAACCAAACCUUUUUCGUAAUUUUUAAACGUGGUCUUGAUCAAUAGUUCUGUAGGCUUUCUGAAGCUCUUUCUUUGGACAUUGGCCGCUUCUACCUGACCAUUUUCAGAGGAAUGUGUUGUUGUUGUUUUUUUCUAAUGUUGUUAAGCCUCAUGGUUAACACUGACUCAUGGAUCACUUCAGUAUAAAAAAGGCACCUAACUCAAUGAAUGGACCAGUGUGAGAACUAAAGGAGAAGUGCCAGGCCAAAAAUACAAAAAGCUAUCUACAGCAGAUGCAGCAUCUGAAAGUCAUUGUCUGUGGAAAAAGGAACAAAUCCUGACCCGAUUUAUGUUUUGGGCACUUCAGGUGAUCCAUCUACUAUUCGCUGAAGCCUCAUCAGAAAUGUUCUCAUUGGAAGGCUGAGAUCUGUUAAGAUGCUAUUUUUAAUUCUUGCCAAAUUACUCAAGAGCUGUACUGAAUAUCAGUGGCAACAAGUCUUAUGGAAUGAAUCCAAACUUGAAAUUUUGGGUUCAAAUUGUUGCCAGUAUGUAUAAGGAAGGUCAGGAGAGAGGCACACUAGAGAGCUGAGAAAAACGAUGGAGUUGCUGUCAUGGUUUGGACAUUCAUUUAGGACAGUGGUGUUGAUGAUCUUGUCAAAACCAAUGAACACAGAAAAGUGACAUCAGAUUUUGACCCACUAUGUAAUAUCAUCUGGAAAGCAUCUGGUUUGUUAAUGCUUCAUUUUUUCAGCAUG